AAUCAACCUUAUUUUGAGUUCCGAUGAAUUUAAAACAAAUAGAAAAGUACUACAGCAAGUUAAACAAGAAGGAGAAGCGGAUGAAGAUCUACUAUAACCCUAGAUACACUACAAAGACAGUCAAGGGACGCAGGCAUGCAUACAUGAAAGAGCUAGUGAAGGAGAGACAGAAGGAUCUCGAGUGGUUCGGAAAAGAUCCAUAUAUUAACCCUUUCGAAGAGAAAACCAAGUUUCUCAAAGACCUUAAAAUAUACAUGCAGAAGGGGUUCAAACAUCAAUUUGAUGAUUAUAAAGAUGUGCUUGGAGAGCCUAACUCUCCGGUAUUUUUUGAGAAUUUCCAAACCCGUGCAAAGUCAUUAGAUCAAGCACAUAAAAGGCUCAGAAUUGAUCUCAGAGGCUUUCCUGGCAAAAAGCCUACAUUUCAUAACAAAGAUGUAAAACCUUAUUUUCACAGAAGAACCCCAGUUUUACAAAGCCCUCCUGUUAAAAACAAAACUGGAGUUUUAUUAAAGCCAUAUUCAGGUCCAAUUCAAUCCGCCGAAAUUUCUUUGGUCAAUAAAAAUGUAAAAACCCAAACUUUGAACUCUAUAAUCCCAACUUCUCCUCAAAAUCUUUCUCCUAAGCCCUCUAAAAUCCCUCGCUUCUUGGGCAGAAGGAUCCAAUCACCCAACCUCCGAAUCGAUACCCAAAAACUCCGGCUCUUCUCACCCAAAAAUUCCAGCCAAAAUGAAUUCCAUAAGAAGCUAGGUCUCGACAAGCUUCAUAACCGGCACUUCAACAUUAGAAAUGAAAAAGAGAGCCCUGAAAUCACCUGGUCAAAAAUAGUUCCGAAACCUUCAAAUUCUCAAAGUAUAAAACAUGCUGAACAGACAACCAUAGAUACGUUAAGAGUUCAUCCAGUAACGCAUAAUAACCGGUUAAGAUAA
This is a messenger RNA of Moneuplotes crassus, 926 nucleotides long. Lineage: Eukaryota; Ciliophora; Spirotrichea; Euplotida; Euplotidae. The record is from the annotation of a GenBank genome assembly.